AUGGCCAAGCCCAUCUUCAAAAGAUACCGCUACAUCAAAAGACAUCGAAGACCAUUGUAUAGAAAGCACUCACGCUGCUCUAGCAUCAAUUUUGGCCAUGGAAAUUACUCCCUUUACAUAAACAGGGUUCUGAAGGAAGUUGUCCCCAAGAGAGGUAUAUCAUCUCAUUCUGUGGACAUCAUGAAUAUCCUGAUCAAUGACAUCUUCGAACGCAUCGCUACGGAAGCCUGCCAGCGGAUGUUCAUCAGAAAGCGCUGUACCCUCACCCCAGAUGAUAUCCAGAAGGCUGUGUAUCUGCUGCUGCCAAAGAAGCUGGCCAAGCUUGCUGUGACCUUUGGAACUAAAGCAGUCCACAGAUUCAUCCAUUCCUAA
Apodemus sylvaticus (European woodmouse) is the source of this 372-nucleotide messenger RNA. RefSeq names its product histone H2B variant L1. Lineage: Eukaryota; Metazoa; Chordata; Mammalia; Rodentia; Muridae. Gene Ontology annotation, biological process: nucleosome assembly. The record is from RefSeq and is a predicted model, not a curated record. Gene Ontology annotation, molecular function: structural constituent of chromatin; protein heterodimerization activity; DNA binding. The coding region runs from base 1 to 372 and encodes 123 amino acids. The transcript has a single exon. Gene Ontology annotation, cellular component: nucleosome.